Molecule: messenger RNA, 1277 nt
Organism: Fragaria vesca subsp. vesca
Lineage: Eukaryota; Viridiplantae; Streptophyta; Magnoliopsida; Rosales; Rosaceae
Product: protein LURP-one-related 11-like
Exons: 2
Coding region: 27-734 (235 amino acids)
Source: RefSeq, a predicted model, not a curated record
GAACAUCUACCCAACUUAUUUGAAAAAUGGCAAAGGUUUACCCCCAAGCACCACUACUUUCUUCUUCUUCAUCCUCUGGCUAUCUCACGUCAAAACAAGAAACGUUCACAAUAUGGAUGAAAUCUCUCAUAGUGAACGGCCAUGGUUGCACUGUUUUUGAUUCUAACGGUCAGAUCGUGUAUCGUGUAGAUAAUUACGACUCUAGAGGCAGAGCUAAAGUUCAUCUAAUGGAUUUGAAAGGCCAGAUCCUAUUCAGCAUACUGAGAAAGAAAUCCAAAUUUCUUGGUGUCUGGGAGGGAUACAGAUCCAGUAAUGGUAAAGAGAUCAACCCGAAAAACACACCCAGCUUUCAAGUAAGGAGAUGCUUCAAAGGCAAGUCAGCAUGCAAAGUCAUCGUGGGACUAGACAAGAAUCAGAUACAGCAAUACAGAAUAGAGAGCUGGAGUUCUGGAAAGUCAGCCUGCAAGAUACUAGACAAGUCUGGAAGACUUGUUGCCGAGGUAGUAACACUUUUCGAUGUUAAUUUGUUCGACCAUGCACAUAUAGCUUGCUACCGAUCGAUGAUUUUCAUAUCAUACUGGUUGAUGGUGCUAAAACAGGUAAAGAGAAAGCAGUCAACAUGUGGAGUGGUACUGGGAGAAGAUGUUUUGACACUGGUAGUAGAACCCUUCAUGGAUCACUCUCUUAUUGUAGGGCUUCUUGUUGUGUAUGGUCUCAUCAACCGUAAAUUGUGAUCGAUCAGCAACAAGAGAAAAUUCGAGUUAUACUAAUUUAACUAGUUUUUGAAGUCUUUAAUUUACUGAGAUGAGGUAUUUGAAUUAGGGUGGUCUUUUACCUUGAAAACCAAGGACUAAAUUAUGAUUGUAAUUAACUAUUGUCAAUUGAGAUGCUUGACUAGCUAGUUGGUAAAUUGAACUACUCUUACUUCAACAGGAUUCCAACUGUGUAUUCAACCAGGAGUUAACCGAGUUAUUAAUAAUUAAAUAACCUUGUCAAAAAUAUGAUGAGUUCUAAAUCACUUCAGAACUUGGAAAUCUGGCUCCAAGUGUGUGUUAAUGCAUGACAUGCAUCACCUUUGUCCUAAAGUUGAAAAAUGAGUCCUUAAAAAAGUAAAAUUAGUCUUCUGUUCUAGGAUAUUCUUUAUGUGUGUCUUUGCCUUAUGCCAAUAGGAUAUGUAGUUAGACUAGAUCUAUGUAUUCAUAUCCUUACCAUACUGGUAAUGUGUGAUUCCCUAUAUAAAGGGCUCCUAUCAAUGAAUGAGAUACACAUCUUUCACG